AUGACCGACAGCUGUUACUAUUUGACUGACAGCUGUUGCUAUGUGACCUACAGCUAUUACUAUCUGACCGACAGCUAUUACUUUGUGACCGACAGCUGUUACUAUGUGACUGGCAGCUGUUACUAUGUGACCUACAUCUAUUACUAUGUGACCGACAGCUAUCACUAUGUGACCGACAGCUGUUACUAUGUGACCUACAGCUAUUACCACGUGACCGACAGCUAUCACAAUGUGACCUACAGGUGUUACUUUGUAACCGACAGCUGUUACUUUGUGACCGACAGCUGUUACUAUGUGACUGGCAGCUGUUACUAUGUGACCUACACCUAUUACUAUGUGACCGACAGCUAUCACAAUCUGUGUUACUAUGUGACCGACAUCUGUUACUAUGUGACCGACAGCUGUUACUAUGUGACCGACAGCUACCACAAUGUGACCUACAGCUGUUACUAUGUGACCGACAGCUGUUACUAUGUGACCGACAGCUGUGUUGAUAUCUGUUACUAUGUGACCGACAGCUGUUACUAUUUGACCGACAGCUGUUACUAUGUGACCGACAGCUAUAACUAUGUGACCGACAGCUAUCACAAUGUGACCUACAGCUGUUACUAUAUGACCGACAGCUGUUACUAUUUGACUGACAGCUGCUACUAUGUGACCUACAGCUAUUACUAUCUGACCGACAGCUAUAACUAUGUGACCGACAGCUAUCACAAUGUGACCUACAGCUGUUACUAUAUGACCGACAGCUGUUACUAUGUGACUGACAGCUGCUACUAUGUGACUUACAGCUAUUACUAUCUGACCGACAGCUAUUACUUUGUGACCGACAGCUGUUACUAUGUGACCUACAGCUAUUACCACGUGACCGACAGCUAUCACAAUGUGACCUACAGCUGUUACUAUGUAACCGACAGCUGUUACUUUGUGACCGACAGCUGUUACUAUGUGACUGACAGCUGUUACUAUGUGACCGACAGCUGUGUUACUAUGUGA
Messenger RNA from Haliotis rufescens (red abalone), 996 nucleotides. RefSeq lists its product as uncharacterized. Lineage: Eukaryota; Metazoa; Mollusca; Gastropoda; Lepetellida; Haliotidae. The transcript is spliced from 3 exons. The coding region runs from base 1 to 996 and encodes 331 amino acids. The record is from RefSeq and is a predicted model, not a curated record.